AGACUCGCAGGGGUAGGGCACAACCCUCCAAAAAGCCUGCCAUGCAUAUGUUGCACACCCAGGAGGAGCAGUGGCAGAAUGACAUUCCACAGGAGGAGGUAGCCCUGCAUGACACAAGCGAAACAUAGACAUAGAAACAUAGAAAAUAGGUGCAGUAGGCCAUUCGGCCCUUCGAGCCUGCACCGCCAUUCAAUAUGAUCAUGGCUGAUCAUCCAACUCAGUAUCCUGUACCUGCCUUCUCUCCAUACCCCCUGAUCCCUUUAGCCACAAGGGCCACAUGUAACACCCUCUUAAAUAUAGACAAUGGACUGGCCUCAACUACUUUCUGUGGCAGAGAAUUCCACAGAUUGACCUCUCUCUGUGUGAAAGGGCUGCUGCUGACAGCAGUAGAUGUACGUUUAGUAACAUCCACCUAACUUGUUCCUUCCCUGCUAUCAUGGUUCAGAAUGAUUUAAAAAAAUACCUGGGAGGCUUUUAUUGUAAGAAAAAAAAACAUUCAUGACAUCAUUUUAUCUCGUGAUCAACUGAGCUGUAACCAGUCGACGCUGGUCAUUGUUGGUUUUUAGUUUGGUUGUAUGAGGUUGAAGGGGGUAUUGUUCAAUAGCGGACCGAUUUAACGAAGACAGUUCUCAAAUUAGUCGAAGGAGGUUGCUGUCGGUCAACAAAAUAGAGAGAAUACAGAGGAGAUUUACUAGAAUGUUGCCUGGGUUUCAGCACCUAAGUUACAGAGAAAGGUUGAACAAGUUAGGUCUUUAUUCUUUGGAGCGCAGAAGGUUAAGGGGGGGGACUUGAUAGAGGUCUUUAAAAUAAUGAGAGGGAUAGACAGAGUUGACGUGGAUAAGCUUUUCCCAUUGAGAGUAGGGAAGAUUCAAAUAAGAGGACAUGACUUGAGAAUUAAGGGACAGAAGUUUAGGGGUAACAUGAGGGGGAACUUCUUUACUCAGAGAGUGGUAGCGGUGUGGAAUGAGCUUCCAGUGGAAGUGGUGGAGGCAGGUUUGAUUUUAUCAUUUAAAAAUAAAUUGGAUAGGUAUAUGGACGGGAAAGGAAUGGAGGGUUAUGGUCUGAAUGCAGGUAGAUGGGACGAGGGGAAAAUAAGUGUUCGGCAUGGACUUGAAGGGCCGAGAUGGCCUGUUUUCCAUGCUGUAAUUGUUAUAUGGUUAUAGGUCGAGGGAGGUUUUCUUCAUAGUCGUGGAAGGUUUUCAACGUAUGCGUGGGAGGUGGUAGGCGGUUGCAGGUCACCUCAAACUUGAUCUUUUUUGAGUGGGGCGCAAGGUCACCAGAGGUUUCCGUUCAGGUUUCCUAAGUGGGACACGGGCAUUGGGAGGAACUCUUCCAUUAAGGAAAGAAACAUUAUCAUUAGAUAGAAAAACAUAUUUCGUGAGGCCACUCUUCUGGACCAAUCACAAGUACCAGCAGGAAGGUACUGCAACAUAAUUGGGAUGUAACGUUUCCCCCAACCAAUCCCAGUCAUGCCUUUAGCAUCAGGGCACAGCUCCAUCUGCAGAAUCCCAGACAUAUUGGCAACUUGCAGGCCAUGUGAACAGAAACCUCUCUGUAACCCCUUCCCAUGCUUCGGAAACUCCCUGGAGCCAUUUAUGUCACAUGGUUCUGCAACUCCUUGCAAAUUAUGUCAAGCAGGUUUCACAGACCUUUUCACAGACAUCUUCCAUUUUCCCCAAGUACCCGAACCCUACAUAUUCACAGUGGGUCUAGUGUAGCAGGAACAUGUUUGCCAGUGUGGGCAGGUUAUAGAAACAUAGAAAAUGGGUGCAGGAGGAGGCCAUUCAGCCUUUCAAGCCAGCACCGCCAUUCAAUGUGAUCAUGGCUGAUCGUCUCCUAUCAAUAACCCGUGCCUGCCUUCUCCCCAUAUCCCUUGACUCCACUAGCCCCUUGAGCUCUAUCUAACUCUCUCUUAAAUCCAUCUAGUGACAUGGCUUCCACUGCCCUCUGUGGCAGGGAAUUCCAUAAAUUCACAACUCUCUGGGUGAAAACGUUUUUUCUCACCUCAGUCUUAAAUGACCUCCCCUUUAUUCUAAGACUGUGGCCCCUGGUUCUGGACUCGCCCAACAUUGGGAACAAUUUUCCUGCAUCUAGCUUGUCCAGUCCAGUUAUAAUUUUAUAUGUUUCUAUAAGAUCCCCCUCAUCCUUAUAAACUCCAGUGAAGCCUAGUCUUUUCAAUCUGUCCUCAUAUGACAGUCCCGCCAUCCCAGGGAUCAAUCUCGUGAACCUAUGCUGCACUGCCUCAAUCACAAGGAUGUCCUUCCUCAAAUUAGGAGACCAAAACUGUACACAAUACUCCAGAUGUGGACCUAUUGCAGGCAUUUGCGAUUAAUGCAGAUGGUCAAAAAGCUGGAAUGAAAUAUGAUGUGGCAAUACCAAACAUAAACCCAAACCUUGAUGUGGUGGUUGAAGGCUACAUUUUAGUGCUCCGUAUCACUGACUCUAAAUCGGAGGUUGGUGAUGCUCCUGGGGUGGUGGGUGUGGCUGGAGGAACCAGUCUGAGUGAACGUUGCUCUCUUUUACUUUAACACUGAUCAUCAUCCUGUCCCUCAGCUGCAGUUUCCACAGCCACCACAGCCUCCACAGACUCCACAGACUCCGCAGACUCCGCAGCCAGUGAUCCGUGUAAAAUCCACACUGUCCUGGAUCAGCACUGGAGGAACUCGGAUUGUAAUGGAACUUUGUGCAGUGGCCGAUGGAUGGAUGAUAGAAAUCUGGAGGAAGGGUGGUACAGAUUCAGCAGUUACGACAAUGUGACGAUUCCUGAGAGUGUGGUUCCAUACUAUCGCUGCUCUGGGUGGAGUCCAGGCUGGUUAAAUGGUUCCCAUCCCAGUGGAGACGGGGAGGUGACCAGGACAGUCUGUUUCCACCCGGUUAAUCGCUACGGCAAUGAUGACACCUGCCUCACGCAUCAGGAGAUCAAAAUCAAAAACUGUGGUGAUUAUUUUGUGUAUUUUCUGAAGCCGACAUCUGGGAAUUACAGUGUGUAUUGUGCAGACUCCAUACACAGUGACCCAUGUGUAAAUCACACCGUCCUGGAUCAGCCCUGGAGGAGCACGGAUUGUUCCGACACUCAGUCCACAAAUGGCGAAAUGAAGUCUGAUAAAAACCUUGCAAAAGGAUGGUACAGAUUCUACAGUUUUGGCGGAUGGAGGAUUCCGGAGACGACUGUUCCAGCGAAUCACUGCUCUGGGAAGAACGCAGGCUGGUUAAACGGUUCCCAUCCAAGCGUAAACGAGGGGGAGGUGACCAGGACAGUAUGUUUCAAAGAGGCUGCAAACCCCGCGAAUGAAACCGCCAGGAUUGCAAAAAUGUAA
Molecule: messenger RNA, 3317 nt
Organism: Leucoraja erinaceus (little skate)
Lineage: Eukaryota; Metazoa; Chordata; Chondrichthyes; Rajiformes; Rajidae
Product: pancreatic secretory granule membrane major glycoprotein GP2-like
Exons: 6
Coding region: 2700-3317 (205 amino acids)
Source: RefSeq, a predicted model, not a curated record